Nelumbo nucifera (sacred lotus) is the source of this 390-nucleotide messenger RNA. Lineage: Eukaryota; Viridiplantae; Streptophyta; Magnoliopsida; Proteales; Nelumbonaceae. The record is from RefSeq and is a predicted model, not a curated record.
AUGAGGUUCACCUUGGCAUUUCUUCUUCUUGCUCGGCUGUGUUUUGAUGUUCUGGUCGUCACCGGGGAUGUUGGGACUGCUUCCUCAUAUGAGCCUCCAUACUUACCAACCAGAUGUAACGGAUACGACCAAAAUCAGUUUCCUGAAGGUGGCUUGUUUGCUGCUGCAAGCAAUGGCGUAUGGGACAAUGGAGCAGCAUGUGGCCGGAGGUAUCGCAUCAGGUGCAUCAGUGGACUAAAGCGACCAUGCAAGGAUGGCUCCAUAGUUGUGCAGGUGGUGGAUGUCUGUAGGAGCAAUCCGUGCCGGACGACUCUAGUCUUAUCAAGAAGAGCCUUUGACGCCAUUUCUAGAAUCCCUAAUGCCAAAAUCAACGUUGAAUAUGCUCAGUAA